ACCCGCCAAAUCCUAAAUUACAUUGGCGUACGCUAUGCAUCGUCAUUUGGUGUGUGAUAAGUGAAAUAUUCAAAACAAGGAUAAUAUUCAGCUUGACCGGUAAAUACGCUAGGUGUGAAAAUGUCGGUCUCGCAAUCGAGACUUGGAUUAGGGAAACGAAGUUUAAUGAAGAGAACGGAUAUUACUGUUGUGAAGACUUUAACAUAUGUUGAUUCGGAUGGCGAAUAUAGCCCACAUGAACUUGAUGUCGAUUCUUCCAUAAAUGGGUCAAGUCCCUUGUCAUCGCCAUAUGCCAACAAUUCCGACAGAAUGGAAGACCAGUCAUCGGAGUUUUUAGAAAUGGAUUUACCCCCAUUGUCUCCCUGCCCAAGUCCCAAACCAAGAAGGCGACCCCUGAAAUCGAGGAGAUACUCUCCGAUCCCGUUUUCAGCUUAUCAGGACGAGGGACACGAGGGGGAUGUCGACGAGGCAUCAGAGCAGAGGGUCCCCGCGCCAGGGACGGAGUUUUCCUCACCCGCCUGUCCGGUAUCCCCUCCCCACCGACGUCUGAGGGCAUUGAGGCUGUUUGAUACACCCCACACACCCAAAUCUCUCCUGCAAAAGGCCAGACGACGACGCCUCACAGACGACAAAGCUCGCCAUAAAGAGGAGAGAGUGGAAGCGAAUUUCAACCCUUUCACACCCAACAACAAUCGACCAGGAUCCGCCACUUUUAACGGCAAAAGAAACAGAUCCCAAUUUGAAAGGAGCUUAUUGGAAGAUUCUGCAGAUGAAAUUGAAAUUGAUAUCCCAUCUACAAAGAAAAUUGCACUGCACGAGAUCAACACCUCGAGAUACAAUGAAGAAUUCUAUGAAGUGUGUAAGUUGGGAGACGGUGAAUACGGCAGUGUUUUCAAAUGUGUCCACCGAUUGGACGGCUGUACCUAUGCCAUCAAGAAAUCAAAGACACCUGUUGCUGGCAGUGUGAAUGAGAGAAAUGCUAUGAAUGAGGUUUAUGCACAUGCAGUUCUAGGAAUUCAUCAACAUGUGGUCAGAUACUACUCCGCUUGGGCUGAAGAUGACUAUAUGUACAUCCAGAACGAGUACUGCAAUGGAGGCAGUCUGAGUGAGGUUCUGGAGAGUAACAGACGGACGGGGACGCGCAUGAGUGAGAGUGACUUCAAACAGGUGCUCCUCCACGUCGCCCAGGGGCUGAAGCUGAUCCACUCCCAAAACCUGGUCCACCUCGACAUCAAACCAGGAAAUGUCUUCAUCCAUAGAAAUGAGAAAUUCUUGCGGUCACCAGAGAGUGGAAUGGAGUCUUGCGAGGAAUUUGAUGAUGAAGAGGUAGAAGAAACGCCUGCAAUUAUCUACAAAAUAGGCGACCUUGGUCAUGUGACAUCGGUCAGUAAUCCCACGGUGGAGGAUGGAGAUUGUCGGUACCUGCCCAAAGAAAUCCUCAAUGAUGACUAUGACCACCUCACCAAGGCUGAUGUGUUCUCCUUGGGGGUCACCAUGUAUGAAGCUGGAACAGGCUGUCAAUUACCUAAAAAUGGUGAGGAAUGGCACGCAAUACGCCGUGGUGAACUUCAAAACAUUCCCCAGUACUCCAGUGAAAUCAAUGACUUAUUAAAGAGUAUGGUUCACCCUAACCCCAGCAGUCGCCCCUCGGCCAUGGCUAUAACUCAUCACCCUGCACUCUGUCCGCAGGCACAGAAGUCACGAGCCCAAUUACGCAAGGAACUUAACGAAGAAAGACUUAAAAACGAAGUGCUCUCAAGAAAACUGCAAGAGGCCACAAGGUGCAUACCGCGACCAUUCCGUGGAUUCCGAGUGGAGAGUGUGUCCACUGCGUCAGCGGUCCCACGGAACACCCGUCUCCUCGGGAAGAACAUGAAGCGGAGCAUGAGUCUCUCGGCCUUCUAAUGCUACAGCUUUUAAAAGAAAACAAACUGCGGAUAGUGCAAUAAUAGGACAUGGGAGUUGGGGUUUGGUGGACUGCAUGCUAAAUUUUUCCUUCGGCUUUCUUUCCAACAUUUUUUCUCUCGGCAUUUUUUUGAUCUGGUUAAGCUUUGUGACCCUCCUCUUUCACUGGUUUUUGUGUAGAGUAGUUUAUUGCAUUUAUUUGUUCUUAGUCUGAACUAUCAUUUGUAGUUGAUAUUUUGUGUAUUUUUUUCCCCAUCUGUGUAAUGUAUCUGUAAUACGAGUGCCAGUAUUAUUUAUUUCUCCAUCUCUUCAAUCAAUCUGUCUAUAAAGUUAGUAGAAACUUGUCUUCGAGUCCUGUAACCAAAUCUGUCAUCUUGUAACCAAGUGGAGAUUGUCUCCCUUUCUCAUUGUGAUAUUUGUAUGUAUGUGUGUGUGAAAGUGUUUGUGUGUGUAUGAAUUUUCCUCAGAUUGGGAAGAAAUAAUUUGUAUAGAUUUAUAUUUCGUCAUUGAUGGUGCAUAUCAUUCAAUAUAUUUUCCAUGGAGAAUUCAUAUUCACUAAUAUUAUAAAACCCAAGUGGUUGAGGGAGCUUCUUCUCAUUUUCAUUCACUGAGAUGUAAAUAUCUUUUCUCAUUUUCAUUUUAAACAGAUAAUUUGUCUUAAACCCGAAAUAAUCGUUAGAUUUGUUAAUCUCAUUUUUCAUCUAAUUAUUUCAUUAUGUACAUGUAUACCAACUUAAAAUUUUGUUAUUUAUUCAUAGAUUUUAUCUUGACAAUUUUCAAGUAAUUAUAUUUUAUGUAGAAGUGUGGUGUCUUUGCAUGUAAUUUUCUUAUUUUCUUUUUCACUUUGGAUUUAAUACAUUUGGUAAUACAUAUUCUACAUGGAAUGCAAUUGACGAUAUGUAAUUCUUUUGACUUUAGUGUUAAUUCUAUUCCUGCCAAUUUAUUGUUAUUAAAAAUUUGUAUAUUUUUAUUAAUCUAACCAGCAAGUAAUAUGUUAUUGGGGUGGGAAUGGGGGUAGUGUUUAAAGUAUUAUGUGAAACUUUUUGGUGGGGGUGGGGUUUG
Molecule: messenger RNA, 2967 nt
Organism: Magallana angulata
Lineage: Eukaryota; Metazoa; Mollusca; Bivalvia; Ostreida; Ostreidae
Product: wee1-like protein kinase 1-A
Exons: 10
Coding region: 121-1905 (594 amino acids)
Biological process (GO): protein phosphorylation; mitotic cell cycle
Cellular component (GO): nucleus
Molecular function (GO): magnesium ion binding; non-membrane spanning protein tyrosine kinase activity; ATP binding
Source: RefSeq, a predicted model, not a curated record